Messenger RNA from Dreissena polymorpha, 1167 nucleotides. RefSeq lists its product as uncharacterized. The record is from RefSeq and is a predicted model, not a curated record. Lineage: Eukaryota; Metazoa; Mollusca; Bivalvia; Myida; Dreissenidae. The coding region runs from base 1 to 1167 and encodes 388 amino acids. Gene Ontology annotation, cellular component: plasma membrane. The transcript has 7 exons.
AUGCAUCGCCGCUUCAAGUACGCGUGGGCCAUUGCUGUCUUGGUGGUGCUUCCGGACAUUGUCAUCAGCGCCUCAGCCCCUUCUGGCUGCACCGGAAGCGACGACGGCUGGUUCUCGUGCGACUACGCGGGAAUGACCCAGGCGGCGGACCGUCCGAUCGACUUCGCGGAUUUCUCGCCUGCGCCCCUUGCUCUCAACGUGUACGUGAAUGGUCUCCUGCCGCCCAUAGGGGACUCGCAGAUGUUCAGCCCCACGUUUUCGACGCUGGACCCCGCCUCUCUGGACCCUAAUUACCACGCGUCCUUGACCCUUGACUGCGGACAAUUCGGAAGUAUCGUCAUGUACGCCGGCGUGUUCGCCAACAUGAGUUACAUCGAAAAGUUAAAGGUGCGCAACUGUAUGACGUAUGUGGUGCCUGCCAACGUCUUCCAGGAGUUCUCUUCCGUCGACAUGUUCUCCUUAGAGGGAGGCGCCAUUGACGAGGUAGAUCCCAACGCCAUGGCGGGACUCGAGGUGAAGCCGCUUAGGGCCGGAACUCACCGGCCCCCGCGCCCUCAAGGCCGAUUCAAGCUGCUGUACACGCGCUUCCUGGCGCAGGCCAUGCCACCGGGCUUCCUGUUUAACUGGAAGGACCUGCAACACGUUAGCCUUGUGGGUGCGGACCUUAAGAGCAUCAAUGGCGACUUGUUCACGUUCAACAUCCGGCUGAAGACCAUCGACAUCAGCGACAACCACUUCGCGAGCAUCCCGGAAGUCCUGUUCGAUGGUCUGGAAUCCCUGGCGGAAGUGCGCAUGGCCAACAUCCCAUGGGAGUGCACAUGCGACAAUGCAUGGUUCGUCGCCGGGGCCUUGGAGAAGAACAUCAGCCUCCGAGGAGACUUCCAGUGCGCCGACCAAGAGAUGACUGUUGCAAAGUACUAUUACACGAACUGUGUGGAGGUGGACAUGUGCAAAGGAACAAUAGGUAUUGCGCUACUGGAGAAAUGUUUCACGAUGAUAACGCUGCUCGUGUACGGCCUGGCGCUCGUGUCUCUCGUACUGUGUGCGGUCAGUCUCGGCCUUAUCAUCUGUACGCUCAAGGCGCGUUCUGGAACUGGUCAAGUGCGAUCCAGGGUCCGCAAAGGAAACAAGGUCGUCGACUUGAAAGUAAAGAGUAAAUCGAAAUAA